Caenorhabditis sp. 36 PRJEB53466 is the source of this 952-nucleotide messenger RNA. The record is from the annotation of a GenBank genome assembly. Lineage: Eukaryota; Metazoa; Nematoda; Chromadorea; Rhabditida; Rhabditidae.
AUGAUAAUGUUCUAUUAUCGAUUCGCAAUCGACGUGAUCCUCGGCAUUCUCGUCUUCGCCUUUCUGACACUUUCAGUCCUCUACGGUCUUUUUUCGGAACAACUCGACUAUAUUCAAAAGUUCAUAUUCUAUUUCGCACUUCCCUCCUCGAACAUGGGCGCCACGCGGUCACUCAUCACUCUAACAAUUACUGUCGAACGGUGUUUGGCCGCCUACACGCCAAUCUUCUUCCACAACUUUCGCGACCAUUUUCCCACCGUCCUCAUUCUCGUCGUCGCUCUGCUCUUCGGCUUUUUCGAAAGCGUCGUCCUCUACCAAAUUUGUGACUUUCAAUUGGUGGUUCCCAAAAAUUGUGUCGCGUUGGGCUGCCUCAUAAACACGUGUUUCUUGUCGUUUUGGUCGACGCAUAAAACGGUCAGUUUGGAGUUUUAUCAAAGAAAAAGCCGGCUCCGUCUUAAAUUCCAGACAAUCUUUGCUCUAACAUGUCUAUUUUCGCUGCUAUUAUGCGUCAAACUUUUUGUGCUCAACAAAUUUGGCGCCGCCAAAAACGGCGGCGAAUUGUCGAGAGUGAGUUAAUUGUUGUUGUUUCAAUAAUGUUCAUAAUAAUAUAUCGUUUUGCAGGUGAACCGUCUAGCUCUAAUCGACGCCGCGAACGUGUGCAUUUUCGAUUUUCUGCCGAGUUUCCUAGCCAAUCAGUUCUCGCAAACUCAAUUAUUUUCGUUCGAAGUACGAUGAAGCGUGCGUCAGCGCUUGCUGAACACACAACAUUUUGCAGAAGAUUGGUCCGUACGGAGCCGCAAUGAAACUGUUCGGAUGUGCAAUCGAAGCGCUCCUCGUCUACCGUACUCUAGUCCGCAAAAGCGGAUUCCAGACGGCGGAGAGCAGCAAAGCGUACCGAAACACGAAGAAGAAAGUGACUAUUGUCGGUGUGGGCGGCGCCGUCGCAAAUUGA